CGAUACACUCAGUUAUUCUGAUGAACGCUGACACAUACAAAAAGUGUGGCCCUUUCUCUCUCUCUCUCUUUGUGGACGCACAGUUAUAAAUAUCCAGUGACACUGCCAUUGUGAUGGUGAUUCUAUAACAUUGACUUGACAGCAGCAAACUAUACAUCAUUUGUGAAGUGCCCGUUCUAUCGUGAUGUUUCAUUUGACUUGAUACAUGUCAAUUUUAAGCUAAGAAUAUCGGUAAAAAACAAACAAAUUGAAUAAUUUUUUCGACGACCAUAAAUACGAAUCAAACCGAAAUCAGUUCAGGUAAAAUUCAAAAUGGCGCAAUCAAAAGCAACCACAAUAUCAUCGGAAGAAUUUCAACAAAAGUUCGGUUGGGUGACAUGUCGACGAUGUUUUUGCCCAUCCAGCGGUCGUGUAAUAUUGUUAGCAUUUGUCUGUGGCCAUGUCUUCUGCCAAAAAUGUGUGAAAGUGUCAAAAAACGACCAACAAGUGUUGUUUGGAAUAUGUGGCUCCUGCAAAAAGAUGAUUAAAUGCGCCAGAUUAUCGGAGAGAUUGCCCUUGUCAUUUCUGAAUCGAUUUUUCGGGCCACUGAUCAUCGAAACGCCUUUUAGAUCGGCUAUCUUCCGCUAUUACAACUGGAAUCACAAUAUAAGGACUAUGUUUCGGCGCCUUCAGAAAUUAUAUCGGAUAGAUGGGAAUUUAUAUCAGUCAUAUAAAAGACGACGAGAAUUAUUGGGGAAUUCUAAACGCGAACAACAACACUACUACGAACAAGCUCGGAAUUUCUUCACAACGGAUCAAGUUAAAUGUUUUCUGACGCAUCCAAUCAGAAAAUUGGAAGACAUGCGUUUCAACUACACAGUACCGACUGGACAGUCCAGGCCUGGCUACAGUCCGUAUUACAUUAGUGAAGAUUCAGAGAUUCCAUUGUCUAAACAAGUGCUUAUGAAAAAUAGCCACUCAUCGAGCCGCAGUCGCAGUCGCAGCCGAUCAUAAUAACUGAAAACUACACAUUCCAUAAUUUAUACAUAUUCAAUAAAUCGA
Messenger RNA from Contarinia nasturtii (swede midge), 1041 nucleotides. RefSeq lists its product as uncharacterized. The transcript is spliced from 5 exons. Bases 313 to 993 code for a protein of 226 amino acids. The record is from RefSeq and is a predicted model, not a curated record. Lineage: Eukaryota; Metazoa; Arthropoda; Insecta; Diptera; Cecidomyiidae.